This is a messenger RNA of Bombus huntii, 989 nucleotides long. Its product is annotated as survival motor neuron protein-like. Gene Ontology annotation, cellular component: cytoplasm; nucleus. The transcript has 5 exons. The record is from RefSeq and is a predicted model, not a curated record. Gene Ontology annotation, biological process: mRNA processing. Gene Ontology annotation, molecular function: RNA binding. Lineage: Eukaryota; Metazoa; Arthropoda; Insecta; Hymenoptera; Apidae. The coding region runs from base 372 to 986 and encodes 204 amino acids.
AAUAGAUGUAUAAUUCAUUAUGCAAUUUUAUAGAAUUAAAUCUUAUUUAUCUUCAGAUAUAAAAACUAUAUUUACCAGCUGAAACACUAACGCAUAUGCAGUAUAAUAUAAUCUACUUAACAAUCUCGUUUUAGUUAUAAUAUGUGAUUAAUUCUUUUGCUAUUUCGCUAUAAACAGUUUUUUGUGCAUACAAUAUUUUUUUAUAGUAUUCUAAUAUAUUGUUAGAUAUUGUAAAGAAAGUAAAAUACAGUUAUUGAAGUGUGGGAACAUUCAAUGUUAACCUUGCUUCAAAAAAUAAUCUUUCGAAUGAAUGGGGAAUAGAUUUUUAGUAUUAUAAAGCAAAUUCAAUAUUUAAAUGAUGUUAUUUUAAAAUGGCAGAUGAUAUGAAUGUUCUUUUUAUACGAGGAAAUGGAAACGUAUGUAUGGAUACAGACACAGCCAAUGAUAAUGUUUGGGACGAUAGUGCAUUAAUAGAAGCAUAUGAUAAAGCAAUAAAUUUAGCAAAAGAAGAAGUUAUCAAGCGAAUGGGAAUGGAUGUUGGAAAUUCUCAACCGAAAGAAAACCUACAAAAUCUUAAGCAGCCUAAACACGCAAGUAAAUUACACAAGAAAUGGAUCAUAGGAGCACCUUGUCGUGCAAUAUACUCAGAGGAUGGAGAAAUUUAUGAAGCUAUAAUAUCAAAAAUUUACGAAAACAAUGGCACGUGUGUUGUAAAAUUUGUAGGCUAUGGUAAUACAGAGAAAGUCGAGUUGAGUUCUCUUUUAGAAUCAGAAGGUUUGCAAAGUCAAAUAGCACAACAAAAGAAAGCUUUGGAAGAGAAAUUCAAUGAAGAGAACGACGAGACUUGUGAGACUAAUUUUUCUACAAAUGUAAAUUCGAAAAAAUAUAAUGUAGAAAAAAUGGAUUGUGCACAUCACUUCAUAUCGGGACCAUCUUUCAAUUCGAUGACUGAUAUAAUGCCACCUGCACCUCCUUUACCACCAUAAUUA